AUGGAAAAGAAAUUCAAAUGUCAAAAUCCAAGAUUCUUUGACCUCAAUCACCCAAAUACGUCUGAAAUUUGUCAUCCAUACAUACAGUCUGCUAAAUCCAGUUUCUUUGUCAGAAGAUACAUGCAGAAAGACGGUGAUGUAAUCGACUGGGGGAUGUUUCAGAAACAUGGAACAUCUACCAGAAAUCAGAAUUUCGAUCCCAACACAACAUACGGCAGAGCACUGGUGUGCAACGCUAAAGACGAGGCAUUGCAGGUUAUUAGAGAUGAACAACCCAGAGACUUUCUCUUACAGCAUCACAACAUCAACUUCAACCUGGAUAGAGUCUAUGAAAUACCUACAGCUCCAUGGGUAUGUCCAUUCCCGUUAUCAAGCUUCACUAAUGUACUAGAAGACCUGCAAGAAUGGGCAGAUUCAUACUUUGGUAUACAAGCCGCUGCACGGCCGGUGAGACCAAAGUCAGUAAUCAUAGAAGGAUAUAAAGAUUUUGAGAAUUGGGUUCACUCCCAAAAUCCUCUCCCGGAGGCGAAGCCAUGGCGAUUUCAAAACUCCGGUGAUAAUCUACAUCUAUCACCGUUCUGA
Messenger RNA from Helianthus annuus (common sunflower), 582 nucleotides. RefSeq lists its product as uncharacterized. Gene Ontology annotation, biological process: DNA replication. Gene Ontology annotation, molecular function: structural molecule activity; DNA endonuclease activity, producing 5'-phosphomonoesters. The coding region runs from base 1 to 582 and encodes 193 amino acids. Lineage: Eukaryota; Viridiplantae; Streptophyta; Magnoliopsida; Asterales; Asteraceae. The transcript has 2 exons. The record is from RefSeq and is a predicted model, not a curated record.